This is a messenger RNA of Tetrapisispora phaffii CBS 4417, 1614 nucleotides long. It is a transcript of the gene SRP54, whose product is annotated as RNA-binding signal recognition particle subunit SRP54. Lineage: Eukaryota; Fungi; Ascomycota; Saccharomycetes; Saccharomycetales; Saccharomycetaceae. Gene Ontology annotation, biological process: SRP-dependent cotranslational protein targeting to membrane; SRP-dependent cotranslational protein targeting to membrane, translocation. Bases 1 to 1614 code for a protein of 537 amino acids. The record is from RefSeq and is a predicted model, not a curated record. Gene Ontology annotation, molecular function: ATP hydrolysis activity; endoplasmic reticulum signal sequence receptor activity; GTP binding. Gene Ontology annotation, cellular component: signal recognition particle, endoplasmic reticulum targeting; cytosol. The transcript has a single exon.
AUGGUUUUAGCUGAUUUAGGUAAACGUAUCAAUGGUGCGGUGAACAGUGCACUAUCUAAUACACAGGAUGAUUAUGUGACGUCUGUUGAUAAUAUGUUGAAGAUGAUUUGUACAGCAUUGUUAGAGUCCGAUGUUAAUAUUCAAUUGGUUUCCAAACUAAGAAGUAACAUUAAAUCUACUUUAAUGGAUGCUUUAAAGACUGGUGGAUCCAAGUCUACCAGUAAUGCGCAGACAAAGAAGUUGAUUCAAAAAAGUGUGUUUGACGAAUUAUGUAAUUUAGUUGAUUUUGAGAAUAAUGACAAUGUAUUUCUACCAAAGAAGAAGAAAACAAAUGUUAUUAUGUUUGUUGGUUUACAAGGUUCCGGUAAAACUACAUCAUGUACUAAGUUGGCUGUUUACUAUCAAAAAAGAGGUUUCAAAGUUGGUUUAGUCUGUGCCGAUACUUUCCGUGCCGGUGCUUUUGAUCAAUUGAAACAAAAUGCAAUUAAAGCUCACAUUCCAUUUUAUGGUUCCUAUUCUGAAGCAAAUCCAGUUAAAGUUGCUGGUGAAGGUAUUGAAAAGUUCAAAAAGGAAAAAUUUGAAGUCAUUAUCGUCGAUACUUCCGGUAGACAUCGUCAAGAAGAGGCCUUGUUUCAAGAAAUGGUUGAAAUAUCCAAUGUUGUUAAGCCAAACCAAACCAUUAUGGUUUUAGAUGCUUCUAUUGGUCAAGCUGCCGAACAACAGUCUAAAGCAUUUAAAGAAUCUGCAGAUUUUGGUGCUAUAAUUUUAACUAAAAUGGAUGGCCACGCUAGAGGCGGUGGUGCUAUUUCUGCAGUUGCUGCUACUAAUACACCAAUAAUUUUCAUCGGUACUGGUGAGCAUAUACACGAUUUAGAAAGAUUUUCUCCAAAAUCUUUUGUAUCAAAAUUAUUAGGCAUAGGUGACAUUGAAGGUUUAUUGGAACAAUUCCAAACUGUCUCCAACUCAGAAGACACAAAAGCCACGAUGGAGAAUAUCCAACAAGGUAAGUUCACACUAUUAGACUUCAAGAAACAGAUGCAGACCAUUAUGAAGAUGGGCCCACUAUCAAAUAUUACUCAAAUGAUUCCUGGUAUGAGCAAUAUAAUGAAUCAAGUUGGUGAAGAAGAGACUUCAAAAAAGAUGAAAAAAAUGAUAUACGUUUUAGACUCAAUGACCAAAGAAGAAUUAGGAUCUGAUGGCAGAUUAUUUAUUGACGAACCAAGCCGAAUGGUAAGAGUAGCAAGAGGUUCAGGUACUUCUGUUUUUGAAGUUGAAAUGAUUUUAAUUCAGCAACAAAUGAUGGCAAGAAUGGCUCAAUCAACAAAAGCUGCUCAACAGGGUGCAGGUGGUAUGCCGGGUAUGCCAGGUAUGCCAGGUAUGCCAAAUAUGCCAGGUAUGCCUAACAUCUCUCCUCAAAUGAUGCAACAAGCUCAACAAAAAUUACAGCAAAACCCUGGUUUAAUGCAAAACAUGAUGAAUAUGUUUAGUGGCAGUGGAAAUGGUGGGCUUCCAGGUAUAGGUGCAGGUGGUAUGCCAGAUAUGAAUGAAAUGAUGAAGAUGAUGCAAGAUCCGCAAAUGCAACAAAUGGCAAGACAGUUUGGCAUGGGUGCAUAA